Onychomys torridus (southern grasshopper mouse) is the source of this 906-nucleotide messenger RNA. RefSeq names its product BCAS2 pre-mRNA processing factor (gene Bcas2). Gene Ontology annotation, cellular component: precatalytic spliceosome; catalytic step 2 spliceosome; Prp19 complex. Bases 69 to 746 code for a protein of 225 amino acids. The transcript has 7 exons. The record is from RefSeq and is a predicted model, not a curated record. Gene Ontology annotation, biological process: mRNA processing. NCBI's taxonomy places the organism in Eukaryota, Metazoa, Chordata, Mammalia, Rodentia, Cricetidae.
AGGCGCAGUGGUAUGGAGCUGAGCCCCGCGCAGACUCGGACGGCGCCCGUGGAGCGGAGUGCUGCGCAAUGGCGGGCACGGGCUUGGUAGCCGGGGAGGUGGUGGUGGAUGCGCUGCCGUACUUUGAUCAAGGCUACGAGGCGCCCGGCGUGCGGGAAGCGGCUGCGGCCCUGGUGGAGGAGGAAACGCGCAGAUACCGACCUACCAAGAACUACCUGAGCUACCUGACAGCCCCCGAUUAUUCCGCCUUUGAAACUGACAUAAUGAGAAAUGAAUUUGAAAGACUGGCUGCCCGACAACCAAUCGAGUUACUCAGCAUGAAAAGAUAUGAACUUCCAGCCCCUUCCUCGGGUCAGAAAAAUGACAUUACUGCAUGGCAAGAGUGUGUAAACAAUUCCAUGGCCCAGUUAGAGCAUCAGGCAGUUCGAAUUGAGAAUCUGGAACUGAUGUCCCAGCAUGGGUGUAAUGCCUGGAAAGUGUAUAACGAAAACCUCGUUCAUAUGAUUGAACAUGCACAGAAAGAGCUUCAGAAGUUAAGGAAACAUAUUCAAGAUUUAAACUGGCAGCGAAAAAACAUGCAGCUCACAGCUGGAUCCAAAUUGAGAGAAAUGGAGUCAAAUUGGGUGUCCCUGGUAAGUAAGAACUAUGAGAUUGAGCGGACCAUCGUGCAGCUGGAGAAUGAGAUCUACCAGAUCAAGCAGCAGCAUGGGGAGGCGAACAAGGAGAACAUCCGCCAGGACUUCUGACCUGGGGCGGAGGGCAGAGGAGCGGGCUCCACAAAACCUUCGGCGUGGGCUUUCUCAGAGCAGCUGUCUGGUUAGGUUUAGAGACUGUGGACUGUGUAUACUGUUGUAUUGCUUUAUAUAUGUGUUGUAGCAAAAUAAAGAUUUUCAACAUGUGGCUAUU